Lactuca saligna is the source of this 2154-nucleotide messenger RNA. The record is from the annotation of a GenBank genome assembly. NCBI's taxonomy places the organism in Eukaryota, Viridiplantae, Streptophyta, Magnoliopsida, Asterales, Asteraceae.
AUGUCGUUCUCAACAGAUGGUGCAUUGAGUAUAGAUGUUUUCCAUAAAGGAGUGUUUGUUCCUAAGCCCUUGAUGUACUUCAAUCCUGAUAAGACUUCUAUCACAGAGGUAGACUUACGAAAUCUGGAGUUUAAGGACUUCAAAAUCUACAUCCGUAAUCUGACGAAGGGUAUGUGUCAUGAUAUGUACUACUGUCUUCCAAAUCGGGCCUUAGUAGAUGGGUUGAGGGAGCUGAGAGAUGAAGAUGAUUAUGUAAGGUUUCUUGAUGCUGGAUAUAAAAAUGGGAGAAGAAUCAGUAUCUACAUUGAUCACGACCAUGAGCCACUUAUGCAAUGGAUUGAAGAAGAGAUAGCCGAAGAUGGAGUGUACGGUGAUAGUGAUCCAUCUUCUGAUGAUGUGGACUCGGUGAUGUCAGAUGAUAUAUCGGUAGACCAUGAAGUUGAUGAUGAGGUUAUAGAAAUUCCUAAAUCUGUUGAUCCGUUUUUAUCCAAGAAAAAUCUUAUUCCAAAAGGAGGGGUAGAUGAGGAAGUUGAUGAUGAGGUCCACCACUUUCCUAUUCAUGAUCCCGACCAGAAGUGGGACACAAUGGUACCUGUAUUAGGCAUGAGAUUCUCUGACAGAUAUGAACUCAAGCAAAUGAUAACAAAUUAUGCUGUCUUUAAAGGAGGUGAGCUAUUAGCAGCUAUUGGUAGGGACUCCAACAACCAAAUGUACCCGUUGGCAUGGGCAGUAGUGUCAGUAGAAAACAAGGAAACUUGGAAAUGGUUCUUAGAUCUGCUACUUGAGGACAUUGGGAUGGGAGAUGGCAGAGGUCUUACCAUUAUUUCUGACCAGCAUAAGGGUUUGGUAGAAGCUGUUAAAGAAAGAGCACCAGCAUGUGAGCAUAGGCAAUGUGCUAGACACGUCUAUGCUAACUUUAAGAAGAAAUACACAGGUGUUGAGUUUAGGAAGUUAUUCUGGAGAGCUGCAAAGUCCACAACCGAGUCAGCUUUCCGAUCUUAUAUGAGGGAAAUCAAUGCGAUGUCCACACAUGCUUAUGAUCACCUAAUGGAAAGAGACCCAAAGACAUGGUGCAAGGCAUUUUUUGAGCUUGAUAGGUGUUGUGAUGCUAUGGAAAAUGGAAUAUCAGAAUCUUUUAAUGCAGCAAUUGUAGAGGCCAGGAAAAAACCUAUUAUAUCAAUGUUGGAAGAAGUCAGAGUGUACGUGAUGGAGAGGAUGUACAAACAAAAAGGGAAGGGGGAAAAAUGGAACUUGGAUAUAUGUCCUUCCAUUAGAAGGAGGAUUGAGACAUUUAAAGAACAACAGAGGUAUUGGGAUGUUACUCCAAGUGGUCCACAGAUAUAUGAAGUGAGACAAUUACAUGAGGUUUAUGCAGUUGACUUGGACCAAAGAACCUGUGGGUGCAGAGCAUGGCAGUUGACUGGUAUACCAUGUGUACAUGGUAUUGCUGCAAUCUUCUUUUUGAAUGGGAAUGCAGAGGAGUAUGUUGCCGUUUGGUUCACAACGAAUAUGUUUGGAAGUUGCUAUAGAUAUAACGUGAAACCAACUAAUGGAGCUGACAUGUGGCCGGAAACAGGUCUUCAAAGCAUCUUGCCACCAAGGCAUAGGAGAAUGCCCGGGAGACCAAAAGUGAACAGAAAGAAAUGCCGUACAGAAAAAGAAGGAAAACAUACUGUUAGCAAGAAGGGGGGCAUUCCAAAAUGUGGUAAUUGUCAUCAAGAAGGUCACAACAGGAGACGAUGUCCAUUGCUGAAACAAGAUGAACAACUACCUGAGGAGGUUGGGUCUGAAGAAGUAGUGGUUGCUGAGGAGGUUGGGGCUGAAGAAGAAGUGGUUGCUGAGGAGGUUAGGGCUGAAGAAGAAGUCGCUGCCGAGGAGGUUGGGGUUGAAGAACAAGUGGCUGCUGAGGAGGUUGGGGUUGAAGAAGAAGUGGUUGUUGAGGAAGUUGUUGAACAAAUGGUGGAUGAUGAGCAACCAAAUGAGGAGCAAGCAGCUGAACAUGUAGUUGCUCAACAUGUACAAGUUGUUGCUAAAAAGUGUAAUAGGAGAAAGGGUGGUCCUUCUCAGAGGAUCACAAAGCUUAAGUUGAUGAGAAAGGUGGUUACAAAAGAUGGAAGUGGGUCAAGUAUUGAUAAUCCAGUCACCUUAAUCUAG